Messenger RNA from Perca fluviatilis (European perch), 2432 nucleotides. Its product is annotated as adhesion G-protein coupled receptor G7-like. Gene Ontology annotation, molecular function: G protein-coupled receptor activity. Gene Ontology annotation, cellular component: membrane. The record is from RefSeq and is a predicted model, not a curated record. Lineage: Eukaryota; Metazoa; Chordata; Actinopteri; Perciformes; Percidae. Gene Ontology annotation, biological process: cell surface receptor signaling pathway; G protein-coupled receptor signaling pathway. The transcript is spliced from 17 exons. The coding region runs from base 34 to 2382 and encodes 782 amino acids.
ACCGUCAGCGGUCUGGAGCCGCAACAGGUCCAGAUGUUCUUCAGACCAAAGUAUUGGCAUGGUACACAGCAUGGUCUGGAUCUGGACUUCUCGUGUGUUUUUUGGGACUACAGUUUGGAGGAUUGGAGCGAGGCUGGCUGCUGGAAGGGAAAAGCUUCAAACGGAUUACUCGAAUGUUUCUGCAACCAUACGGGCACCUUCGCUGCUCUCUGUGUGAAGAAACAGGUUUGCUAUAACGGAGGACUUCUGAACGGCGUCUGUAUCUGUCCAGAUGAAUGGACCGGAAAGAACUGCUCAGUAGAGAAUUUCUGUGAAGCCCAGAACAUGAGUGGAUUAAACUUCCCACGAACACCUGUCAGCCGGUACGCUUAUUCUAAGGAAAUCUGUCCACCGAGAACGAGUGCCGCGGGUAAACCCCAGGCUUCAACCAGAUGUUCCAAAGGGAACAUAUCUCCGAGUUUCCAGGAGCCGCCGCGCGUCCUCCAGUGUGACCUGACGCUCGCCGACAUUCAACAAAAUCUGAACGGCUCGGCAGAUUUAGAGACGCUGGCGGCGAGCGCUCAGAUCCUGACGUCCCAACCUGAAGAUCUGACGGCUGAAGAAGUGACGAUGGCCGCUCAGAUCGCCGACACGCUGCUGUCGUCUGAGAACGUCUCACAGAGCGUGAGAGAGGCAGCUGUAGCGACUGUCAGCCAGAUUCUGAACGCCGACCCGUCAGACAACAACCAGGAAAACAGCGCUUUUCACAACCUGACACUGACCCUGUCCAGGCUGUCGGUGAACCUGAGUCUGAUCUCCAAUGAUUCUAAGUUGGUUCAGCCAAACAUCGCGAUCCAGUCGGCUCAGAUCUCAGCAGCCGACACUCUGGGAGUCCAGUUCACCGCGCUGUCAGGAACGUUGGGAAGUUUCAUUGCCGACCGCAUCCAGCUGGACACCAACACGUCGGCCCUCACCGUGGAACCUGGCUUCAUCGCCGACGCCGUCUUUUACCUCCAGUUCCCCCCAGGCGGUGCUGCUGGCAGUCUCCGGACUCCAUCCAACGUGUCUGUGGGUUUCGUCCUCUACCAAAACGACCACUUCUUCCGCUCGCAGCGCUACAGGCGGCGCCGGGCCACCGUCAGGGUCCUGUCAGCCACCGUCGGCGGUCUGGAGCCGCAAAAGGUCCAGAUGGAAUUCAGACCACUGCUUCUGGACAGUACGUCUCUGUGGGACUUCUCGUGUGUUUUUUGGGACUACAGUUUGGAGGAUUGGAGCGAGGCUGGCUGCUGGAAGGGAAACGCUUCAGACGGAGUCCUCCGAUGUUUCUGCAACCACACAACCAACUUCGCUGCUCUCUGGUCCUUCAGAGAGAAUUAUGAAUAUGCAGACAUGCUGGAUGUGAUUUCUAUAGUUGGACUUUCUCUCUCCAUCCUGGGUUUGGUUUUUACGAUAAUUCACCACAUUACAGACAACUUUAAGAAAAACAGUGGCGAACGGAAGAAGUGCAGGAACUCCCAGCUUGCUUUGUUGAGUAUAUGUUUCAGCCUGCUGGCCUUCAUCAUCACCUUCCUCUCUGGCGUCACAAACCGCCGACAGGACACAGGCGAGGACGACGCGUUGCUCGACACCGAGACCAACGGCGUCCUGGACUCUGACGAACACGUGGCGGCAGACAGCGGCCCAUGUUCGGUGGUAACGGCGCUGCUUCACUUCUUCCUGUUAGCUACGUUCAUGUGGAACAGCAUGUACGCCACGCAGCUGGUGCUGCUCAUCCGCAAGAUGCACCAGAACCUGCCACCAUACUGGACGAAGCUCAGCACCACCAUAGGAUGGGGAGUCCCAGCUGUCGUCAUGGCGAUCACACUGGGAAUCGCCUACAGGGUGGACGAACCUCUAGGAUAUAGACAGGAGGAAUUUUGCUGGCUGGCAGCGCUGGAUAAAUCCAAACACUUUGACUUUGGGAAGCCGAUGUUUUGGGGUUUUCUGCUUCCUAUCGGUUUGAUUCUGAUCUACAACAUCGUUUUGUUGGUUCUGGUCUCUCAGACCACCUGCAGGACCGACCCCGCCCUCAAAAGCAGUAGCCCUCGGUCCGUGUGGAGGAAGUUUCUGAUCAGUUUCUCUCUGGCCGUGUUACUCGGUUUGUCCUGGACUCUGGGUUACCUGGUGCUGGUUACCACGGGAUACGCCCACCUGGUGCUCAGCAUCCUCUUCUGCCUCUGCACCACCACACAGGGGCUCCAGAUAUUCGUCCUGUUCACCGCCAGAACGCCGAGCUUCAGAGCCGGCGUGUCACAAGUGGUUCAGAGCAUCUCGUCUGUCAACAUCCAACUCAAAGAGUUUUCAUAUAAUCUGCUGAGAGAAUGGACUCACUCUACCGAGUCCUACAGAGACCUGACAGACUAGAGUUUUUUUUGCAGCAAUUUCUAUCUAAUUUUUUUACUUUUGUUAUGAAA